Eucalyptus grandis is the source of this 813-nucleotide messenger RNA. Its product is annotated as late embryogenesis abundant protein D-34. The transcript is spliced from 3 exons. The record is from RefSeq and is a predicted model, not a curated record. NCBI's taxonomy places the organism in Eukaryota, Viridiplantae, Streptophyta, Magnoliopsida, Myrtales, Myrtaceae. Bases 1 to 813 code for a protein of 270 amino acids.
AUGAGCCAAGAGCAGCCGAGGAGGCCGCGAGAGGAGGAGGAGCAGCGGCAGCAGAGGCGGCAACCUGAUGUCGAGCCGAUAAAGUACGGCGACGUCUUCUCCGUCUCCGGCAACCUCGCCUCGAAGCAGAUCGCGCCUCAGGAUGCCGCGAUGAUGCAGUCCGCCGAGGCCGCCGUGCUCGGGCAGCCGCAGAGGGGCGGCCCUGCAGACGCCAUGCGGGCCGCGGCGGCAUGGAACGAGAGGGCUGGGCUCGUCGGCCGCCGGGACCGCACGGACGUCGCGGCAGAAGAAGGGAUCACGGUCACUGAGACCGGAGUCCCCGGCGGGCGGAUCAUCACUGAAAGAGUCGCUGGACAGGUCGUCGGCCAGUACGUCGAGGGCAGCCCGGCGGCGGAGGCGCAGGCGCAGGUGGCCCAGCAGAGUGCCAUAACCAUCGGUGAAGCGCUGGAAGCGACCGCUCAAUCUGCCGGGGACAAGCCCGUGGACCGGGCCGAUGCGGCCGCCAUCUUCGUGGCCGAGCAAUGCGUGACGGGGAGCAACGUGGUCGUCCCUGGAGGUCUGGCCGCUUCCGCUCAGACGGCGGCGGCUUACAACGAGGGGACGCUCAGGGACGAUGCCAAGAUCAAGAUCUCCGACGUGCUCACGGGCGCCAUGGCGAAGCUGCCGGCGGACCGAGUGGCGAGCCGGCAGGAUGCGGAGUGGGUGGUGAAUGCGGAGAUGAGGACGGGGAACAAGGCGGCCGCCCACCCGGGCGGGGUGGGGGCGUCGGUGGCGGCGGCCGUGAGAAUCAACGAGAGCAUCACCAAUCCGUGA